AUGGCACCAGCAAACAAGCACGUCGUGUUCGAUGUUGUUGGAACACUGAUCUCCUACGAGGCCUUUUUCGAAGCUAUCGAGGCUCGGCUUGGUGAUCGCCUGAGAGCCAAACAUGUGGGGCCCCGCCUGUUUGGAUACGCAUGGAUGGAAGCGGGCGAGAAGGAAUACACCUACAUGACAAUCUCCGGAGCAAAGUACGCGAAGUUCUUUGACAUCUUCCGGUCCAUCUUCUACAGAACUCUUUGGCAGGCGGGUAUACAGGAGCCGCGUAAAUUCGCGACGGACGAGGACCGCGAGUUCUUGCUGGCUUCGUACCGAGCACUCAGGACCCGAGAAGGCUUAAAUCAAUGCUUCUCAAAGCUCCGGAAGGCAGGAUUUACCGUCUGGUGUCUAACAGCCGGUGACACCGAGCGCGUGGGCGGAUAUCUUGCCAAGGGCGGAGAGGAUUUCCCCUCCGAAAACUUCGUCUCUUGCGAUACCAUUGGCGUGGGCAAGCCAGCGCCGGAGACCUACGAGUACAUUCUCGACAAGUUACCCAAGGAAGAACGUGAGGUCUGGUUCGGCGCCGCACAUAUCUGGGAUACAGCCGGUGCGCGGCAAUGUGGUUUCAAGGGUGCGUGGGUAUCUGUGUGGGAGAAGGAGUCUUGCUCCGAUUUAUAUGGAGAAAUGGAGGUAGUCGCAGACGACCUUCCUGGGCUAGCAGAGGGCAUUAUUAAUUACUAUUCCAAGUAG
Colletotrichum chrysophilum is the source of this 732-nucleotide messenger RNA. RefSeq lists its product as uncharacterized. Lineage: Eukaryota; Fungi; Ascomycota; Sordariomycetes; Glomerellales; Glomerellaceae. The coding region runs from base 1 to 732 and encodes 243 amino acids. The transcript has 3 exons. The record is from RefSeq and is a predicted model, not a curated record.